Morone saxatilis (striped sea-bass) is the source of this 2599-nucleotide messenger RNA. RefSeq names its product transmembrane protein 209 (gene tmem209). The transcript is spliced from 15 exons. NCBI's taxonomy places the organism in Eukaryota, Metazoa, Chordata, Actinopteri, Moronidae. The coding region runs from base 81 to 1757 and encodes 558 amino acids. The record is from RefSeq and is a predicted model, not a curated record. Gene Ontology annotation, cellular component: membrane.
GUAGCUUCCGGUUCAAAUACAAAACAUGCAGCGCCGCGGUUAUCAUUCACUGUAGCGUGCCUGAACAGUCUGAUGAAAGCAUGUUGACCCCGCCGAAGGAGAGGAUGCCCAGUAUGAUAGACAGGGCUCUGAGGAUGAGGAGGGAGGAACAGGCUCGCCAGGUGGUCCUCGCCUGGGCUGUGCUCAACGUGUCUCUAGCUGGCAUGAUAUACACUGAGAUGUCUGGGAAAUUGCUGAGCCGAUACUACAACAUCACCUACUGGCCUAUCUGGUACAUCGAACUGGUUCUAGCCUCUCUUUUUAGCCUCAAUGCUCUUUUUGAUUUCUGGAAAUAUUUCAAAUACACGAUGGCUCCCUCCACCAUUGCCGUAUCCCCUGAGCAGCAUCACCUCCUAGGCCUGAGGAACACAAGUAUUCAGGCCUCUCCGCCCCAAAAGCCAGAAAAAAAGGAGACCCCAGCUCCAGCGCAGUCGUCCCCGCUGCAGGGCCAAAGCGUGCUGAGUUUCAGCCCCUCGCGGCCAGCCACCACCAGCCCCAAGUUCUCCCCCAGCUGUGUACCUGGGUACAGCCCUCCUCUCAGCAACCCAUCCACGCCAAGCAGUGCAGGGGGGCCCUUUUCCCCCUCAGUGGCCUUUGGAAAGGUGUUGAACUACAGUCCCUCUCCUGGCUCUUCUCCCUACCCCAGCAGCAUUGGACCAGCAGAAGGCUCCAGCCUGAGAGCUCGAUAUCGCACGUCCCCCUCUGUGUUUAACUCCCCUGGAAGCAAGGAGGACUACAUGGAGGAUCUGAAAAGCCUGGAGAGGUUCCUCCGCACGGAAGAGGAGAAGAGCCACCGCAGCCAGCUAGGGAGUCCCGAGGCUGUCUCUCCGAACCACAGCCCAACAUUUUGGAACUACAACCGCUCAGUGGGAGAUUACGCCCAGAGCCUGAGGAAGUUCCUGUACCAGCCAGCCUGCCGCUCUCAGGCCCCGUCAGCCCACAAGGAUGAGACGGACCUGGGCUCCAAACAGGCUGCAGAGGAGGUGUGGGCCAGAAUCACAACCAGCCGCCCUGUAGUGGACCGCAUUGAUAGCUGGACUGCCAAGCUUAGAAACUGGAUCAGUGACACAAUCUUGGUUCCCCUGGUCAAGGAAAUAGACUCUGUCAACAGUCAGCUCAGGAGGAUGGGCUGCCCUGAGCUCCAGAUAGGAGAGGCCAGCAUAAGCAGCCUGAAACAGGCAGCGGUGAUGAAAGCCUCGUCCAUCCCCACUAUGAACUCUAUCGUUCAGUAUCUGGACAUCACUCCCAACCAGGAGUAUCUAGUGGACCGCAUAAAGGAGCUGGCCCACAGCGGCUGCAUGAGCUCCUUUCGCUGGAAUGGUGGUGGAGACCUGAAGAACAGGAAGUGGGACACAGACCUCCCUACUGACUGUGCUAUCCUCAUGCAUAUGUUUUGUACAUACUUGGACUCCAGACUGCCCCCGCAUCCAAAGUAUCCAGACGGGAAGACUUUCACUUCACAGCACUUCAGCCACACCCCAGACAAACCCGAUGUUACGAAGGAGAACCUCUUCUGCGUCCACCAAAGCAGCACCACUCCUCCUCACUACCAGCUCAUCUACCAGGGACAUAUCUACAGUCUACCCAAGGGCAGGAACAACCUGUUCCACACAAUCCUCAUGUUCCUCUAUGUCAUUAAGACUAAGGAGUCAGGGAUGCUGGGGAGAGUAAAUCUUGGCCUCUCUGGUGUGAACAUCUUGUGGAUAUACGAAGACUGAUGCGCCGUCUUUUACAAGCAACAAAAAGCCUCAAGUGGGUAUCCCCUCCCUUCCCACAAUGCUGUGGCUACUCUGGUUGGAAUACCACCUCAAGUUAAGGACUGCUCUUUUAGGGGCACAUCAUAAAAGCAGCACUUCACUUUGAAAGACGAUGAAUGCAUAUUUUUGGGACAUUUUCUCAACUUUGGCAACAUUCUGUAUUGUCAUUGACAUUUUAAGUAUGUGACACCACAGCGUGCUUAUGAUGCAAUGCAGAGUUGUAUUUUUUAACACUGUUUGGUUUUCUGAUUUUGUAUUUUGAGAAUGUACCAGCAUGGCAGCCUUGUAAAUAAUAUACCUCAGAUUUAUCUGGCGGGUGUUAAAAGGGCUCGGACCCGUUUAGCAUGAAUGAAUGAAUACAGUAUGUGUGGCUUUUAUUCCUUUUUCUGGUAUGCUGUUUUUUUUGUUCCUGUAGUUGAAUGAAUGUCUUCUACAGUAGAGAUGGUCCUGACAUGCUUGAAGUCACUUACAUGAAAUUGGUCUUGUGAAAACGGAAGCAAUACACAAACAGUUCAAGUAUUGAAGUAUUCAGUCAUUGCGAAGCUUCCCUUAGUACUACGCUGCAACACAUAGUAUGUAAAGUGUUGAUUCUUUUCAUAUGUGAUGGAGAACAAAUGGGAAAAAGGUUUGAAUCACCAAAGUCAAUAUAGUGUCUUUUACAAAAGAGAUCUGAAUGCCAUUUAUCCUGACUGCUUGUGUCAGCCAUUAGUUACGUUUCAAUCUUUCUACAUGUUUGCUUGUUUUCAAUAAUGCCAUUUUACAAAUGUCAGGAGAGUUGAAAAUAAAAUUGAGAUAUUAAAAAA